AUGUAUGGCUCGCAGUUAUCGUGGUGCAUGGUGUCGCGUUGCGCGCGCAAGGCUGCUCGAGUGACCGGUGAGCGCGCCCACGUUCCAGAGGCAAGCGGGUUGGCCCCGACUGCGCUCCCAGGACCGCACUACCUUAUCGUCCACGACCGGUCCCAAGCUGAUUGGAGGACUGGCACUGGCUCGACUUCCUCAGUUCCAGAGCCGCCUGUAGGGGGAUCUAAGCGCCGCCGACCAACGCGUCGUGUGCUUACGUCUUCCGACGUCAACUUCUCGGCAGAGGUGGCCAAAGAAAUACGAACAAAAAUCAUGGCGUCCCUACUGCAGACGAUUGACACGGCCCACGAGGAUAUGAUACACGAUGCCCAGAUGGACUACUACGGCACCCGCCUGGCGACGUGCUCGUCGGACCGGUCAGUGAAGGUGUUUGACAUCCGCAACGGGACACAGAAGCUGGUGGCGGACCUGAAGGGCCACGACGGACCGGUCUGGCAGAUCGCCUGGGCCCACCCCAUGUUUGGCACCGUGCUGGCCUCCUGCUCUUACGACCGCAAGGUGAUGCUCUGGAAGGAGACAGACGGCGUCUGGGCCAAGCUGCAGGAGUUCAAGAACCACGACUCCUCCGUGAAUUCCAUCUGCUGGGCACCCCACGAAUUUGGACUGAUGCUGGCGUGCGGCAGCUCGGACGGCGCUGUGUCCAUUGUGAGCACCUCUGGCGACGGCUCCUGGGAGACCCAGAAGAUCAACAACGCCCACACCAUUGGAUGCAAUGCAGUGAGCUGGGCACCUGCCCUGGUGGCGUCGGUGUCGCCCGAAGCCCCCACCGAGGACCCGGCAGCCAACAAGACAACCCCCGUGAAGCGCUUCGUCACUGGAGGCUGUGACAACCUGGUUAAGAUCUGGAAGUUUGUGGAGGCAGACUCCAAGUGGACGGAGGAGCACAAGCUGGAGGCCCACUCGGACUGGGUGCGGGAUGUGGCCUGGGCGCCCUCGGUGGGCCUGGGUUCCCAGAGCACGGUGGCCUCUUGCUCCCAAGACCACCGGGUCAUCCUGUGGACGAGCCAGGACUGCGCCACCUGGACCUACCAGGUGUUGGCCACCUUCGACGACGUCAUCUGGCACGUGUCCUGGUCCGUCACCGGCAACAUCCUGGCCGUCUCCGGCGGCGACAACAAGGUGACGCUGUGGAAGGAGACCCAGGACGGCAAAUGGGUCUGCAUCAGCGACGACGCCAAGACGCAGCAGAACGCAUCGGCGCUGACCGCGCCGCCGACCCCAGCCGUCGGCUCCGAAAGGACCCUGUGAAGAUUGGCCCUCCCCUAGCCGCCGCAUCCCGUGUACAGUGACCCCGGCCCUCCAACCAACAAAAAUUCCUCCCUUCUUAAUUAAAACGCGCUAAAACACAAGGAA
This is a messenger RNA of Ixodes scapularis (black-legged tick), 1407 nucleotides long. RefSeq names its product protein SEC13 homolog. The record is from RefSeq and is a predicted model, not a curated record. Bases 1 to 1302 code for a protein of 433 amino acids. NCBI's taxonomy places the organism in Eukaryota, Metazoa, Arthropoda, Arachnida, Ixodida, Ixodidae. Gene Ontology annotation, biological process: positive regulation of TOR signaling; COPII-coated vesicle budding; protein import into nucleus. Gene Ontology annotation, molecular function: protein binding; structural molecule activity. The transcript is spliced from 8 exons. Gene Ontology annotation, cellular component: nuclear pore outer ring; COPII vesicle coat.